CUUGCAAACACCAUUGCCGAUGAUCCGGAAAAAUGCAAGAGCGUUAUGAUGUGGCUUGAACGGCAAUUGGAACUACAUAAACCCGCUCCUCCUAGUCAUUCGUCUAUAUGUGGUGUGUUGACACCGUUACCGGUACCGGAUAGUGCUGUGCAUGCGGAAGUACCACAACAAAUUAAGAAUCCAAAGUCAGCAAAACGGAAAGGCGCACCCAAGAGAAAUCGUUUGAAGGGGCCUCUGGAAAAGGGAAAAUCCAAGUCAAAGCCAAGUGCUAAAAAACAAAGAUCCACAAAGGACAUUGCCGAACAGGA
Molecule: messenger RNA, 308 nt
Organism: Cuscuta epithymum
Lineage: Eukaryota; Viridiplantae; Streptophyta; Magnoliopsida; Solanales; Convolvulaceae
Source: the annotation of a GenBank genome assembly